CCCUAUCUGUCCAGCCUGAGGCUGAGGUGAAGGCUACCCUAGUGGAAAAGGACCCUUGAUUUGUCCUUGGCCCCAGAAAGCCCCUGGCAUAACGGGUCUUGAACUAUAUCAUUGGUGGAGUGGCCGUUCAACGUGUUGGCUAACUUCCUGCAACCUUUUACUCCGGUUUCUUGGACCCUUACCUAGGGCAGUAAGCGCCUCGUCGUCGACUGCUGUAGUACCUGGCCUCAAUAAAGCUAAGGUGCUCGACGCCCUGCAAGGCUGCGAGUUGCCGAAAAUCCAGGUCCCAAGCUUCCCGUCUUUCUUUUUCGGGAGCAGGACCCAAUCAUCUAGUCGUCUAUUUUCUUGCGUUACUUUUGCGAAACCACUUGGUGUUCAACAUGUCUGCUCCGAGCGAGAAGAGUGUUGGUAAGGGUGCGGCGGACACCGGCUUGAGACGGACGUUAUCCGGCUCCGUCCAGCACGGUGAAGCCGACUCUGAUGCCGACUCGGCGCUCCGUGAGUUCUACACGGGUGCCGUGAAUGAGAACUACCGUAUGAAGUCAGAGCUCAUUGCAAAACACCUGGGAGCCAUUGGCAUGGGAAAGUUCCAGUGGAUUCUGUUUGUCGUGAAUGGCUUUGGCUGGAUUGUCGAUAACUUCUGGUCCCAGGGCAUCACGGCCAUUCGACCGCCGGUCGGCAAUGAGUUCAUAGACAUUGCGCGCCUUAGCUUCAGCUCCGUAGCCUAUUACGUCGGCCUGAUCGUCGGAGCCUCCUUCUGGGGUACGACUGCUGAUCUCAUCGGCCGCAAGCCGGCAUUCAACGCGACCAUCCUGUACGGCGGCGUCUUUGCAUGCGCUGUGGCUGGAGUCCGGAACUUUACCGGCUUCUGCAUCCUCUGGACGAUCAUUGGCACCGCAGCCGGAGGCAACGUCCCCGUCGACAGCGUCGUCUUUCUGGAGUUCGUGCCGCAAACCUAUCAAUGGCUGCUCGUUAGUCUGUCAGCGUGGUGGAACUUGGGACAGGUCAUUGUCUCCCUGCUCGCUUGGUUGUUCCUGUCACACUUUGCGUGUCCUUCGGCGAACGCUCCGUGUCGCAUGCAGGACAACAUGGGUUGGCGGUACCUCAUGAUUACUCUCGGCGGCAUCGCCAUUGCUUUCGGCUUGAUUCGAAUCGUCGUUUUCAAAAUCCCCGAGUCGCCGAAGUUCCUUAUCUCAAAGGGCCGCGACGCCGAGGCCGUCGAGGCCGUGAACUACAUUGCCCGAUACAACGGUCGCCCUGAGACUCUGACUCUUGACAUGCUCCAGGCCAUUGACAGACGCUGCAAUGGAACCGCGGCCUCGGACGACUGCACGAGCAGCAGUGUCGCCCCGGUAGACGCCGACGUGGCCCCGCGAGGGUCCAAACUGUCGCACAUGGACAUCCUGAGGGAGAGCUUCAGGGACUACAACGCCGACAACUACAAGAAAUUGUUUGCCGGCAAGAAGAUGGCGCAACACACCUCGGUGACUUUCCUCGUCUGGCUCACCGUCGGUGUGGCAUACCCGCUGUACUUUGCCUUUAUUCCGUCGUACUUGGAGACCAAGUCGUCGUAUUCCGCGAACACGUCUUUGGACCACACUUACAUGGUCUACUGCAUCGUGUCCUCGGCCGGGGUGACUGGUCCGAUAGCCGCCGGCUUCUGCGUCGAGACACGCUUCGGCCGUCGGUGGAUGAUGGCGGGCUCUGCCGUAUUGACCGGGGCCUUCCUCUUCGCCUACACGGCCGUCGGAACCGAAGCUGCUGACGUUGGCUUCCAGUGUGCCACCGCGAUUCUCGGAAACUUUGAAUAUGCCAUCAUGUACGCAUUCACACCCGAGUCCUUUCCUGGCCCCGUUCGUGGGACAGGCACAGGAAUCGCUGCCACGCUCCUUCGUCUGGGCGGUCUUGUGGCAUCGUUUGUGUCAACAUACGCCGGGUACACUGUGGUGCCGAUAUACGCCAGUGCGGCAUUAUGGGUACUGGUCGGCGGUUUCUGCUUCGGACUUCCUUAUGAGACCCACGGGCAUGCUUCUAUUUAGUCGUUCUAUCUAUGUCUGAUGACAGCCCUAUCCACUUGUAGAGCAUAUACCCAAACACAUGAGAAUUCUUCGAUUCUGGAAAACGACUCGCUUUGAAUAUGCGUUUAUCUGCAUUCGUCUCCAACGAAACAAUACUAGGGCGACCACUCGUGAUCUUGGGCUCCAGGUAAAGCCAAACUCCCGUUGGCAACGGGGAAAGAGAAGAAAGAGAAAGAGAAAAUGCCCCCGGCUUCUCUGCUCCAUAGGAGGGUCAUUCCAACUCCUUAGAUAACCCUCUCCUCACGUCACACAAUC
Colletotrichum navitas is the source of this 2333-nucleotide messenger RNA. RefSeq names its product major facilitator superfamily transporter. Gene Ontology annotation, biological process: transmembrane transport. The transcript is spliced from 4 exons. Bases 381 to 2039 code for a protein of 552 amino acids. Gene Ontology annotation, molecular function: transmembrane transporter activity. Gene Ontology annotation, cellular component: membrane. NCBI's taxonomy places the organism in Eukaryota, Fungi, Ascomycota, Sordariomycetes, Glomerellales, Glomerellaceae. The record is from RefSeq and is a predicted model, not a curated record.